GGCGGCGAAGUAGAAUUGGAAUUUUGGAUGGAGGUGAGACUUCAGUUAUUUUGAUAGUGCUGCGGCCUUAUGAAACCAUUUUCCGAUAAGUAAUAAAGAAUUUAGGUGAAAUGUCGAUCUCAGCCUGGUUUAGGUGCGAUGGAAUUUAAGGGUUGGGAGAGAUGCAGAUCUGAGCCUUCUCUACAAACUCGGAGUGACUUUCUUCCUUUGUUCGAUCGCAGCCAUGGCAGAGGGACGAGGUUCACUUAUGCUGCUUAUAAUUGUAUUAGUCUUCGAUCUGAUCGCCUUUGGACUCGCUGUGGUCGCUGAGCAGAGGAGGAGCACGGCUCAGGUGCUUCCGGACAGGGACAAGGAGUACACAUAUUGUGUCUAUGACUCGGACAUCGCCACUGGCUACGGUGUGGGAGCAUUCCUCUUCCUCUUCAUCAGCCAAAUUCUCGUCAUGGCCGCCAGCAAGUGCUUCUGCUGCGGGAGGUCGUUGAGGCCCGGAGGCUCCAGGGCAUGGGCCCUCGUCCUCUUCAUCGCCUGCUGGUUGACGUUCAUCAUCGCCGAGUCGUGCUUGUUGGCGGGAUCAGUUAGGAACGCUUAUCACACAAAAUACCUAGGCGUAUUCUUGAACACCACCCCCUCUUGUGAGACGGUCCGGAAGGGCGUGUUUGGGGCAGGGGCAGCUUUUAUUUUCUUCACAUGCAUCCUUAGCGAGCUCUAUUAUGUCAGCUAUGCCAAGGCCAGGGAAGGAGGCUGGAAUCCUUAUGCCAGGGACUCCGCGGUCGGCAUGGCCACCUACAACUAACUCAAUUUCACUCUCGCUGCUGCACUUACCCACUUCAUCUCCUCUUCGCCUUUUAUCCUCCUUGCCUCCUUUUUUUUUUUUUUUCAAAUUCCUUUACAGCAUUUGUGGUUUAUGUUUAGUGUAGGAACUUGAUUUGAAGGGUUUGUAAUCUAUGCUUUAUACCAUCAUUUCGUUUCAUUUUACUGUGUAAUAAAUAGUUGAUGACAGAUCUAAUUUCUAGGAGCUUCUUCA
Molecule: messenger RNA, 1024 nt
Organism: Amborella trichopoda
Lineage: Eukaryota; Viridiplantae; Streptophyta; Magnoliopsida; Amborellales; Amborellaceae
Source: RefSeq, a predicted model, not a curated record